Messenger RNA from Penicillium samsonianum, 300 nucleotides. RefSeq lists its product as uncharacterized. Bases 1 to 300 code for a protein of 99 amino acids. NCBI's taxonomy places the organism in Eukaryota, Fungi, Ascomycota, Eurotiomycetes, Eurotiales, Aspergillaceae. The record is from RefSeq and is a predicted model, not a curated record. The transcript has 2 exons.
AUGCCUAGAGCAAAAUUUGUCAAUGAUGAUAUCACUUUGGCGGCAUUCGAUAUUUCGAAAAUAGCCCUAAGUGAUAGCGCAGAGCCUGAAACUCGAUUCAAAGGUGUCACGGGAGAUAUUAGAGACUUUACUCUUUUCCGCACUGAUACCUCAAAUGGACAGGAAUACAAGGAGAUCAGGCAUGUUAAGGCUGAUGUUGAUUUCGGCCCUAAUAAGGAAGUUAUUCUUCGCGGUGAUAGUGGUCAAUAUUACUUUCAACAAGGCGAAAAUGAAGUUAUGCUCAAUGCCUUUUUGGAAUGA